AUGAAGAUUGAAAACUCCACAAAUCGAAUCUCUGAAAAGUUUUCUCUUCAUAAAAGUUUCAUGUUCAAGAUAACGACGGUUCAAAUGAUCAUAUCACUCUGUCAACUUGAAGCAUUCGAGCCACUCGAGUCGUUGGAAUCAUGUGUGCGGCUUUUCACUGCUUUAAAUAUCACGGGACAAUUUCCAACACAUAUUUUAUUCAUUCUGCUUCAACCAUUCUCUCAUUUUCCAGAUCCAACUUCUCGGCAAUUUCAAUUAAAUAAUCCCACGAUGCUUUCUGCAUUCAGAACUCAUUUCAAGUUGAUGUUAAAAUCUAUCAAACAUUUCAUGAAGAAACAUUUUUUCUCAAUUAAACAUUUCCCAACAUCUCAACUCAGACUCAGUUAA
Molecule: messenger RNA, 387 nt
Organism: Clunio marinus
Lineage: Eukaryota; Metazoa; Arthropoda; Insecta; Diptera; Chironomidae
Source: the annotation of a GenBank genome assembly